GCGACAUGCUUGGAUGAACUACACUGUCUAUAAUUGAAUGCACAAAGCAGUUAUGCCCUCAGCUCACCCACAACAUUCAACAUUCAUGUUCGAAAAAGUGUAAUUCCAUGAAAAAACGGGCAACAUUUGAUUGCCGAGAAGCUACGUCAGAACGGCGCAAUCCAAGCAACCGCUUAUCAGUCUCGUUACAAUGCUGUCAGUGUUCACACCUUCGCGCAUCGCAGUAGUCCGAUAAGUGACGGCUUUAACAGCAAUGAGGACGUCAGGCGCUGUUCUUUCUGCAAGAAUACUCAAGCUGUUUGUUUUGCUGUGUCUGUUGGGGAUAACAUUUUUCUACUAUGGUUACUACGAUGCAAUCAAUGGGGUACGCGAGCACACAUCGACCAUCGUGGGUUCGGUUCAUCAAAAGUGGGUGCGCUAUCUACAGAUGAACGAUGUGGAUUGGUCCGAGAAUGGUCUACUCAACGAAAGCGGGACGGUGUCCCCAGGAGACAUGGGUGUUCCGGUGAUAUUAGGGACGAACCUCUCCGAGGAUGUUCGUCGACAGAGGGAUGAAGGAUGGGCCAGGCAAGGUCUCAAUCAGUAUGCUUCAGAUUUGGUUUCGGUGUUCAGAAGACUUCCAGAUGUUCGUGCCAAUUGGUGUCAGGAGCCCGGACGGUUUUUGUCGAGCUUACCUCCCACUUCGGUGGUUAUCGUGUUCUACAAUGAAGCAUGGUCCGUCUUGGUGCGUACGGUACAUUCGGUACUGAAUCGAUCCCCACCGGAACUGAUCGAGGAGAUUAUACUGGUGGACGAUUGUUCAACGCUAGCACAUCUGAAGACACAGUUGGACGAUUAUUUUCGUCCGUACGCAAAGGUUCGGAUACUCAGAGCUGCCGAAAGGCAAGGUUUGAUUCGGGCGAGAAUUCUAGGGGCAAAACACGCCAGAGCAGCCAUCCUCACCUUCCUUGAUGCUCAUUGUGAAGUAAUGUUCGGCUGGCUGGAGGCUCAGCUCGAUCGAGUAGCUCGUGAUCCCAGAACAAUUGCCACUCCAUCGAUCGAUUGGAUUCACGAAGACACAAUGGCAUUGAACGCCCAAAGCUCUCAGCUGUACUUCGGCUCAUUCGAUUGGACGCUAAAUUUCCAAUGGAAAUCAAGAUCUGAAAAACGUCACAAAGUUGAGAACCCAUACGAACCGUUCGAUACGCCCGUAAUGGCGGGCGGUUUGUUUACCAUCAACAAAACAUUUUUUGCUCAUUUGGGUUGGUACGACGAGGGUUUCCAGACGUACGGAGCAGAGAAUAUGGAGCUGUCCUUCAAGGCGUGGAUGUGCGGUGGAUCUAUGCAGAUCGUUCCCUGUUCCCGGGUUGGUCACAUUCAGAAGAGAGGUCAUCCUUAUUUAGCGCAUUCCCCGGGAGGAUAUGGUGCGAUCACUCGGAACACAAUUCGACUAGCGGAAGUGUGGUUAGAUGAAUACGCACAGUACUAUUAUGAAUCAUUUGGAGGUCCCGGACGUCGUGGAGAUUUCGGGGAUGUCAGUUCUCGAAAGAAGCUAAGGGAGAGCCUAGACUGCCACUCAUUUCGAUGGUAUCUACACAAUGUCUUCCCGGAACAGUUCGAUCCGGAGAAGGCCGUCGGACGAGGAGAGUUUCGAAACGGGAAGGAGAACCUCUGCUUGGAAUGGCCACCAGCGUUGAAUACUCAUGGGAUAGCUAAAUGUCGAGGGAUGGGGGGUCACCAGUUGUGGUACUUCACCUCGGAGGGGGAGAUCACCCGAGAGGAUCACUGCAUGGACUUCAACGGAAAGAAAUUGGAAAUGAUCCGUUGCCACAAGAUGAAGGGCCACCAGCUGUGGGUCUAUGAGGAGCAGAGUAAGCAAUUUAGGCAUGUUCAUUACAACCGGUGCCUCGAGUGGAGCGGACAUGGGCUUCAGAUGAGUGAUUGUGUAGUAGAGGAGAGCAAACAGAAAUGGAUAUUGCAACAUUACAACGCUAGCAAUCUAAGACAAUCGUGAUCACAUGUACUAAUUUUAAUAUAUCUUCCACUAUUAAUUAUUGUUUUCUCGCAGUAAGGAUCUCAACCCACAACGUAUGAUUU
This is a messenger RNA of Toxorhynchites rutilus septentrionalis, 2076 nucleotides long. Its product is annotated as putative polypeptide N-acetylgalactosaminyltransferase 9. The coding region runs from base 254 to 1993 and encodes 579 amino acids. NCBI's taxonomy places the organism in Eukaryota, Metazoa, Arthropoda, Insecta, Diptera, Culicidae. The record is from RefSeq and is a predicted model, not a curated record. The transcript has 5 exons. Gene Ontology annotation, cellular component: Golgi apparatus.